This is a messenger RNA of Penicillium cinerascens, 1593 nucleotides long. Its product is annotated as RTC4 family protein. The record is from RefSeq and is a predicted model, not a curated record. Lineage: Eukaryota; Fungi; Ascomycota; Eurotiomycetes; Eurotiales; Aspergillaceae. The coding region runs from base 1 to 1593 and encodes 530 amino acids. The transcript is spliced from 2 exons.
AUGCGAGCCCAGGCGAAGCCUGAUUCAAGCUAUGCUUCGAACCACCUUACGACACGCGACCUUCAGGGGCGCAAGCAUUUGCUGUCUACAUUCAACAAGUCGCUCGACGAGAGCAGUGCUCCACCGACCGAGUCCGAUUCAAAGCCAGAGCACCCUGCCACCGAUGACGAGCCACAAAGCGAUUCCGACGAUGUUCUUAGUACCAUGAGCUCCAAUGCGAUUGAGGAACUCGAUAUAGACUCAGAAUAUGCAUCGAAAGGCGAGGAAAGCGCGCCUGCGACGGACGUUGAGCUCCCUUCUAUCGAGAACGACUUUGACUUUGACGAUGAGGAUUUCAUGGAUGUUCAGCCCAUGUCCCACUCGACAGGAAAGCUGAAGGAGCCUGGGACCGACGAUGAACCAGUGAGCUCUAGUGAGGAUGAAUCGGACGACGACGCGCGAGUGAAAACAAAGAAAACAUUGCAGGAGAAACUCGAGGAGCAGAAGCUCGAUGAAGAAGUCCAGGGAGGUACAAGGAGGACAUAUGAUGAGAUGAAGGGCGAUGAUGAGUCUCAAGAUGAUCGAAUCACCUCUUGGACGCAGGAGGAGAAGCGGUCGAAGAAGAACAAGAACACGAGCUAUUCAAGGCCUAAAUCAUAUCCCAGUUCGAGCACGCGCUCAGCUGCUGCCACGCCGGAUAAACGCUCCCAGCAGUCCAAAUUGGAUUUCAAAAAGAAAAAGGAAGACACACCGGGAAAGCAAACUUUUCCAGCAUUCAAAGUUCCUAUGCAAAUCGAUGUUCUCAGUCCGCAGAAGCCUCGCGCCGGGGACGCCAAGGGAUCAAACGAUCCCGUUCCACAAGCUUCUAAUUCGAACUCUUCAAUGGGUACUUCGUUCUCAAAUGACCCUCAGUUCAUGUCUUUUGAGGACAAUGCGUCGGAUUCGCCCCUCAGCUCCCCACCCAGCUCUCAGGGGCCUCUCAAGUCACUCUGUCCGAUGUGCAAGGAAGAGGUCGACCCAGAGCUUCUCAUGCUGUUCGAAGCUCAGCCAAAGCAGCGUAUCCGUGAACAACAGCAAUUCUGUGCCUCGCACCAGCAAAGCACCGCUGAAAAGGAUUGGGAGACGAAAGGGUACCCGGAAAUCAACUGGGACACAUUUGAUGAGCGCGUGCAGAAACACCUCCAGGAUCUUGAAAAGCUGUUAGUCCCGGAUUGCACUUCUUACUACCGAAAUAUCCUGGACACAACCUUGAAAUCCGGCCAGGCGAAGAAUUUCCGCCUCACACUUGCUGGUGAUGGAAUUGAGACGAUCUCUUGUGGGUAUUAUGGGACCAAAGGAGCCGCAAAAAUGUUACAAGGAAUUGUCGAUCGCUUCUCUUUGAAACUGCGUCGACUAUCCUCAUCCGACCACAUCGUCAAAACAGCAGGCGUAGCAGGAUACGCACAAUCUGUUCUCGUCCCCGAGCUCGCGGUCCGCCUGGUCAAGGAAGAUAUGGACGUCAAUGAUCAUGCUGCCCGCCAGAUCCUGCGGGAAAGUAUGCAGCUUGGUCAAAAGCUCAAUCCUGCGGCGGACGAUGUUGUUCCGGUUCCUGCUGAAUCCGAAGAAGAAACUUAG